Sorex fumeus (smoky shrew) is the source of this 2110-nucleotide messenger RNA. RefSeq names its product TERF2 interacting protein (gene TERF2IP). Gene Ontology annotation, cellular component: shelterin complex. The coding region runs from base 52 to 1227 and encodes 391 amino acids. Gene Ontology annotation, biological process: telomere maintenance via telomere lengthening; regulation of DNA-templated transcription. The record is from RefSeq and is a predicted model, not a curated record. Gene Ontology annotation, molecular function: telomeric repeat DNA binding. Lineage: Eukaryota; Metazoa; Chordata; Mammalia; Eulipotyphla; Soricidae. The transcript is spliced from 3 exons.
GCGAGCGAACGGUCGUUGGCCGCCGUGGGUGCUUCUCUCUCGGGACCGACCAUGGCGGAGGGGCUGGAGCUGGGCAAAGACCCCAACGGGCCUUCGCACUCGCCGACUCUGUUCGUGAACGCGGACGGCUCGUCCAUGUCCUUCUACGUGCGGCCCAGCCCGGCCAAGCGGCGCCUGUCGACGCUCAUCCUGCACGGCGGCGGCACCGUGUGCCGGGUGCAGGAGCCGGGCGCCGUGCUGCUGGCGCAGCCGGGCGAGGCGGCGGCCGAGGCGGCGGGCGACUUCAUCUCCACGCAGUACAUCCUGGACUGCGUGGAGCGCAACGAGAAGCUGGAGCUGGAGGCCUACCGCCUGCGCGCCGCGGCCGGCCCCGACGCCGCCCAGGCCGAGCCCGCGCCCGCGCCCGCGCCCGCGCCCGCGCUCACGGGCCGCCUGGCCUUCUCGGACGCCGACGACGUGGCCAUCCUGACGUACGUGAAGGAGAACUCGCGCUCGCCGGGCGCGGCCACGGGCACGGCGCUCUGGAAGGCCAUGGAGAAGAGCGCGCUGACGGCGCACCCGUGGCAGGCGCUGCGCGACCGCUACCUCAAGCACCUGCGCGGCCACGAGCACAAGUACCUGCUGGGCGACGCGCCCGUCAGCCCCGCCACGCAGAAGCUCAAGCGCAAGGCCGAGCAGGACCCCGAGGCGGCCGACAGCGGGGAACCACAGAACAAGAGAACUCCAGACUUGCCAGAAGAGGAAUUUAUUGCAAAGAAAGACAUCAAGGAGAAUGAAGAAGCAGUCAAAAAGAUGCUUGUGGAAGCCACCAGGGAGUUUGAGGACAUAGUGGUGGAGGAGAGUCCUGAUUUUGAAAUACACAUAACAAUGUGUGAUGAUGAUCCUCCUGAAGAAGACUCGGAAACACAGCCAGAGGAGGAGGAGGAGGAGGAAGAAGAAAAGGUUUCUCCCCCUGAGGUGGGGGCUGCUAUUAAGAUCAUCCGGCAGUUAAUGGAAAAGUUUAAUUUGGACCUGUCAACAGUUACACAGGCUUUCCUGAAAAAUAGUGGCGAGCUGGAGGCUACCUCCUCUUUUUUAGAGUCUGGUCAGAGGGCUGAUGGGUAUCCCAUUUGGUCCCGACAGGAUGACUUAGAUUUACAAAAAGAUGAUGAGGUUACUCGAAAUGCAUUGGUCAAAAAAUUCGGUCCUCAUAAUGUAGCUCGGAGAAUUGAAUUCCGAAAGAAAUAAUUCGUAAUACUGUGAGUAAAGGAAAAUGUGUGGCAGAUGAGGCAAUGAAAAAGAUUUCCGUGGCUAUUGAACUUUUAGAGGGUGUUUUUUUUGUGUGUGUAUGUGAUGGUUAUCAAACUCAGGGCCUCACAUGCGCAAAGCGUGUAACUUUACCACUGAGCCACAUCCCUGCCCAAACUUCAGAGAUUCUUGUUUUGGAGCUGACCCUUGUCUUUUGGCCAGUGCUGUCAUUGCUGUAGAAAGGUUAGGUUUUGUACCCAAGCAGAACUGUAUAGCAAGGUAACAAAGGAAAUUGAUACACUUGGAGCUCUCUCUACCAGUAUUAGUUGUGUUUGUGAAUGGAUAAAUCUAAGCCAGAGAUUGGUUUACACAGUAGUAAGCCUUUUCUGGAAUGGAACCUCUCUUGAUGACAAGAACUAGUGACAAAGUCAAAAGAGGAAAAUUAGGAAGAUAGAUCUUUUUUUACAUGAAUAAAGACUCUUGAGGUUUGCAGAAGCUUCUCUAGGUUGUAAUGGUUUCCAAAUUAAGAAUUUGGGAAUAGGGAAAGUUAACAAAAUCUUGAGUACUCUCAAAUCCCAGUGAGCUUUGCUUUGAAAAGUCCUUAUUCCUUUUGCUAUAAUAUUUGGGGACCCUGCUUCUUGACUGUUAUUUUCUUGGAGUAUUUGUCUGUUUGUUCUGUAAUACAUGUUUCUCUGUAGUUGUGCAAAUCACACAAAACUUUAGAAUGUCUCAAGAAUAGCCUGACUUGGUUAGUAGUAAUGCACUCUUAUUUAUUGAGGGUAGUUUUGUGCUAAGGACUGUGCUAGACUUAAAAAACUAAUGCAUUAGUUCUUCAUUGUAUUGUUUCAUUCCUGCAAAUAAAAUUUUGUAUUCAAGUCUUCAA